AUGUCCCCUUCUUCCACUACUUCCAACCCACCGGACAAGGACAAGGACAAGGGCAAUCAGAAAGACAGGGACAGUCCUUCCGCAUCUUCCAUCUUCCUCCCUCUCGGAAGAAAAGCUCGUCGGGACUCCAAAUCAUCCUUGUCUCACGAUCUUGAUCAAGAUGCGCUCAACCACGCUCUCAACAGCAUCCAUACUGCGGCAUCCCAGUCGAACAACUUGACCGUCUUCAAUGACUACACCGACCCUCCCACUGCCUCCUCUCAGACGGAGAACAAGUCUUUGGCUAGCGAAAUACAAGGAGGCAUAUCCGGCUUGUACAACAAAUUGAAGGCUACAGUGGGUGUUUCCAAGGAUGCUGACGACUCUCCUCAAGAAGUGUCUUCUGCUCUGCCAGUGGCGGACGAUCGAGCCAGCUCCAAAUUCAGCUCCGGUCUCACAUCCAAAGCCCCGUCUCCACGCCUGACAGCCUCAGACGCCACGAUUCCGACCGAUCCACCCCCAUCAAAGGUGUCUUCCAAGGCCACCAGCAUCUCGAAACCCUCCAUACCUUCUACUCCUGCUCUGCGCUCGCCCACGGGUCCUCCGCAGCCUUCUUCUCACCUCGCUGACCCUUCUGUCACAUCUGUGAAUAUCCAUGCUGUCGGCUCGACGAACCACUCCAGGGCUGGUUCUGGCUUCGAGCUGGAGUCUCCCCAUGAGCGGAGUUUGACAACCUCCGCAGACAGCGAGAGUCUGCGCAAAGCUCUUUCCAAACAGGGAACCGAGACCUCCUUCUCUGACAGGGGGAAUAAGCUGAUAACCUCGCCGCUCUUGAGUGCCAGAGGGGUGUCCACCUCCCAUGAUCGAGGUUUGUCAACCAACUCAAAUCAAAGUCAUUUUAGCCAUGCCGAUGGUGUAGCUAGUCCACCGCUACUGGCCUCACCUCAAGGGGAGAGAUCGGCUACUCGGGUGGUGGCGGCGAAUAGACAAGAAAAUGCUUCGCACCAAAGGCAUAUAAAUCCGUUAGACCUCUUGGCCGAAAAUGCUAUCAACUCGACGAAAGCCUCGUCAGCCUCUCAGAGCAAGCCUAACGAACUCUCUGGCCUAAAGUCACCCCUUCUCUCUACUUUGGAGCAGAGACCACCCGAGAAACUAGCUCCAAAAAUAAAUCAGUCGAGAUUGCCGGGUUUCUACGCCUCGCGAACGACUUCAUCAGACUCCUCGGUAUCUGCCGGCCUGUUGCGCACAAACCUGGACCAGCUUGACGAGGAUACACGGAGCAUUGUCAUCAAUCGUACUCACCAGCCGAGACCGCUCAGCAAGCUACGCAGCAAGUUGUUAAGCAAGGAGUUCUGGAUGCGAGACGAGAACGCAAAGGAUUGCUUCCAUUGCGGCGAGCAGUUCACGACAUUCCGAAGAAAGCACCAUUGCCGCACAUGCGGUCAGAUCUUUGACAACAAGUGCACGGUCCUCAUCAGCGGAAGUCAUUUCGGGUCCAACAGUGCUGUUCGCGUUUGCAAACCCUGCGAAUCGAUAAUCACUUCCCACGACGAUGAUUCUUCCGAUUACUCUGCUGAAGACCUGACUUUGACGGACUCGAAUGCUCGUCCACGGACUCCUGAACCCUCUCUAUUUACCCGCGCCAUUCCCAGAUUUGAGGAUGACAAUACUUCGGUUACUUCCCAGUCUCUUGAACAGAUGGCCAGGACGCCCACAAUGAGCUUUCCGGUGCGACGAGCUUUCGAUGGCGCUAACCGUAACUCUGCAGUGCUGGAAUUUGAUACCACGGAUCGACCACUACCUCGUCCAAGCUCUUCCAGAUCUUUGAAAGCAACUCAUUCUAUUGGUCACGGCCACAAGAGGCACCACUCCAGGCACCAGCACAUACGCAACUUCAAAGCGUACCAUGAAGACAGAGCACCUUUCCAACGUCGUGCUGCCGAGGAGGGACUCAAAGCUGGCAAGUCUUCAGCUUUUCACCGAGAUAGCAUCAUUGAUCCUGAUCUCGCACAAUAUCUCUCGGAUGAUCCUUCCAGUGAGGAAGACCAGUCUAUCAACGAAGCCUUGAACCAAGAUAAAUUGUCCCGCAGUGAACCUGAUAGCGAGAAAAGCGCGAUUGGUGGUCUGUUGGCAGCCGUGCGCAAGGGCCGUUCUCGACUCGGGGAUCGAAGUAUCGCUGGAUUUCUUAACCUGGGGAGAGAGGCGGAUGAAGCAAGUGUCAUCAGUUCACGUAACAUAGAAGCACUCAAAGGUUCUCGGAAGCGGAAUCUUAGUGUUUCAAGCAGCAUCCACCGUGGCACCCCGAGAACAACCAGAGAGAGACUGCAAAUCAUCAUCCCCGGCAAUCAAGACGAUCAACAAGACAGUUUGGCAGAUUCGGCAAGCAUCUACCGAGGCCGUUCUAGAAUGAUUCGAAGUGCAUCCAUGCAUGGGAUGGCUGCACCAGCCAUGGAACUUAAUCGUGCAAGCAUCCAACAUGUGCAUAAAAUGCUUCAGCAACUUCUCAGGGAUGCGAACAUACCAAAAGUUCAAAGUUGGGAGGAUGCUCUUAUUCCGAUCUUGCUCAAAGCCACCGACGACGUCGACCCAGAUGUUCAGGGUGGAGACGACAUAGACAUUCGUAACUACGUCAAGCUGAAAAAGAUCCCCGGAGGCAAACCGGGUGACACUGCAUACAUUUCUGGAUUGAUCUUCACAAAAAACGUGGCUUUGAAGAGUAUGGCUCGGUCCCACACAAAUCCCAAGAUUUUGAUCAUCACUUUCGCGCUUGAAUAUGCCAGGCAUGAACAGCAUUUCAUGAGUCUGGACCCUGUCAUCAGGCAAGAAAAGGAGUAUCUGGCCAAUCUUGUUGGACGCAUCGCCGCCUUGAAGCCUGACGUCCUUUUGGCUCAGCGGAGCAUAUCUGGCCUCGCCCUUGAGCUACUGGAGAAAGCAAAAAUCACAACCAUUUUCAACGUAAAGUCAUCGGUUCUCGAAGCUGUAUCACGGUGCACGCAAGCCCGUGUCGUCCAUUCUAUGGACAAAUUGACCUCUUUGUCAGACCCCUUCGGUCGCUGCGACUCUUUUGAAGUAAAGACCUUCGUGGCUGACGGGCGAAGGAAAACCUACGUUUAUCUCUCGGGGUGCCCCCCUCAGCUUGGGUGUACAAUUGCACUUCGAGGUGCCGACCGGCAGACCUUGUCUAAGAUCAAACACGUCACUGAAUUCAUGGUGUACGUUGUUUAUAAUUUGAAACUCGAAACUUGUUUGAUGAGAGAUGAGUUUGCCCUGAUACCGAGCGCACCUACUGCUAAUGCCACUGAAACAACUGCCAGCGUUCUUCCGAAGGCUGCGGCAACUGACAAUGAAGGGACGUCGCAAGAUGUUAACGAAAACACUGAAAAAGUUGAGACCCAUGUUGCUGAAACUGGAGACGUCUCGAAUGCAGAAAUCAUUGCUCUGGAGAAAGAAGUCCGUUUUGCUCAGGCAGCCAGGAUGGAUAGCACAGAUUCGGCACACAUACCAGAGGACAUACCUGUGCCGACGUUUUAUGAGGACCUUGUCCUUAAGCAUGAGACCCGCAUCCUUUCAGCCUCACCAUUUGUCAAAUUCAUGCAGCCAUAUCUUCUUAUGCGUGCGAGAGAGUUGGAAAGACGCGUUGCAUACCUCAAGCGGCUCCGUGACCAGGAUCUCUCGGCCGAACAGACGAUGGAAGAUAAGGGCAAGACUUCCAAGUUCACCUUGAUUCAGCCAGAAAUGGUUCAUAGACCUCUUGCAGGAGCAAGCAAGAAGGUUCGCGAGAUCAUCCACGCGGUACACGAUGCCGAGUAUGAUAAGGCGGUCUACAACUAUGAAAGCCAGAAAAAACAGUGGGAGACCUAUCUCUCGGGAAACCGCAAUCUCUUUGACCCCUUCGCUCACCAAAACAUUGUCGUCUUGUUCAGUCUAGUUUCCACGGAGACGUCCGUCCCCUGCUCUGGCCCGGACCUUCUUGCCUUUAGUUUUUACAACGAACAUGAGACCGAGGCUGAGUUCGAGGCAGAUUGUACUCUUGGGCAAUACGUUGAAGAUUUGUGCUACCGGGCAAAUGACAUCUGCCCAUCCGACGCCUGCGAAAAGAAAAUGCAUGAGCAUCAUCGUCAGUACGUCCACGGCGAAGCGCAGAUCACAGUCUUUGUACAACCAUACCCAUCGAAGAUGCGUGGAUUCCAGGAUGUGAUUUUGAUGUGGAGCCAGUGCAAGAUCUGUGGUGUUGAGACCACUGUUACCCCCAUGUCCACAAGCACUUGGAAAUAUUCAUUCGGGAAGUAUCUUGAACUCUCAUUCUGGAGUGCAGAUCUCCAUGCUCGGGCCGGGAUCUGCCCGCAUGACUUGCACAGGGAUCAUUUUCGAUACUUUGGAUAUAAAGAUUUUGCCCUUCGCGUCCAUUAUGAUAUAAUCGACCUCCUUGAGAUCAUUGUGCCGAGAAUGAGGCUUACAUGGAAGAUCGACAAUGACUUGAAAUUUCGAAAUGAUUUCUACACACGCCUGGAACACCGCAUCACGAAAUUCAUGGUGUCUGUCAAGCUUCGUCUUAAGAACAUCAACGCAGAGGCGGUCUUGCCCGAAACAGCUGACGCAUGUCGCGCCGAGAUCGAACGACUAACAAAGAAAGCCAAUGAAGAACACGCAGGCCUCAUCAAACAGCUUCAAGAACGGUAUACGAACACGAGAUACUGGGAGACAAUACCACUUAACGCUGUCCUACGGGCUACACAAGAGAAAGUGUCUGAAUGGGAUGACUCUUUUGCAGAUUUUGAGCGGAACUACUUCCCUUCGGAAACAGACAUUCACCGACUCGCGACUCUGCAACUCAAGAAGAUCUUCCUCGACCGCGAUGUUUCAGUUGCGUCCUUAAAAUCCGACGAUGAAGGUGCUACCACGCCUCCCACUGAAGAGGUCGUUGACGAGAAAGGAGAGACAGUGGAAACACCGACCGAAGCGCGACGGCCUAGCAAACUUUCACCGGAAAAGACCCAGAGUUUUCUUCAAAGCGUACUGGAGGAGCAUGCUACUAGCCCUGCGGAUGAGACUGGCAUUUCAGUAUCGUCGGAAGUCACAAAGGCGGACAUCCAUAACCUCCCCUCUAUUUUGGAUGGGCCCCAUAACGUUGAAGAUGUGAAACACCUCGAUUUGGCGAUAGCGCCUCCAGCCCAACAUGCAAUCCUUCCUGUGGAAGACAUUUUCAAGCAGAACUCACUGGCUUCGACCCCGGAUCAUACAUGUGAGAACGAACAGCGUGAAGAUGGGAUCAGCCUUCCCACCCCUGACAAAAUGGAGGUGCCCCCAGACAUCCCAGAGAUUGUUGUCCCAGCGCAGCAGACUCAGCCGAUUGAACUGCCUCAGCCUGGCGUCCGUGACGCCUCUGCAUCUGAUGUCUUACGGAGGCGACUUGAUGGGAAGUCUUCACCGGGGCUUGCUCGAGCUCACUCGCAGCCUGCUGGUUCUGUUGCCCUUCGCUCAUCAGCUGCUCAGACAACUCCGAGCACUUUGUCAGCCGUCAAUGCAAUGAACGGUUUCCCUAAACAAAGUCCAGCAAUAUCUGCUAAUAACAGCGACCCCGACCUGAUUACCCCUGAUAAAAAGCUCUCUGAGCGACUAGGCUUUUCUCAUUUGAAGAACAAGACAUUCUCAAAGGGUCAGUCAUUGAUACCGCGAGCUGUUACAAACCGGAAAGAAUCUAGAGUCUCCAGUCUUGCCAAACACUUCGAACAGUUGAGUCGCGAGUUCGAGAGGGAGCGGAUUCGCGAGAGAAGGCAACGCGCUGCAAGAAAUAUGCAGUCAAGAGUCUACCCUCUUGCAGCACCGAAACCCAUCGUCGAGGUAAUCAAGGACGUCGAUGUAACUAUGGAUGAACGCGGUGAUGCCGAUGAUAUCUUUGGCAAAGAUGAUGACCGUCCGGCGGGGGAGAUGGAGAAGGCAUCAGGCACCGCCGAAGGCAUGGCCAAGAUUUGUUCGCCGGGGGAAAGCAGGGCUGAGCCUCACGAUGAAGAACCGGCAACCAACGCUGCAGAGAAUGAGACUGACAUUCAGCCCUCGAGCCAAGUGCCUUCUGAGGCUGAGGACGGGAGCGAUGUCGACGAAGCGGAGGAAGAGAUCUUUCUACCUGAUUCACCUGAAGAUCUAAUGCGGAUGUCUCAAGAAGAUAUUGAUCUCAAGGAGCUCCCGAAACAUGAGCGCACCUCGCUGAUGAAGAUGUUGACCAACUUCUGGGCUGAACGGUCCUCGAGCGGUUGGACGAACCUAGAAUAUCCUUUGGGAGCAUCUGAGCACAUCUUCGCUGACUGCGACAUCAUUGUGCGAGAGGAUGAGCCAAGUUCCAUCAUUGCCUUUGCGUUAGACUCGCAACAUUACACGACGAUGCUUCAGAACAUGCAGAACCGAGCUCCGCAAGAGGACAUCGCCAGUGAUUUUAGCGGCCACGACCAUACUGACGAUUUGCAAUCUGAUGUCAUGCACUCGCUCUUGCGCAAGACAGGGACGCAUCUCAAAUAUCAGUUCCAGGAAGGCCCAGCCAAGAUGCUGUGCAAGAUCUUCUUCGCUGAACAAUUUGAUGCUGUUCGCAGGAAAUGCGGUGUCGCUGACAGAUUUGUCGAAUCGCUCUCAAGGUGUCUGAAAUGGGAUUCCAAGGGUGGCAAGACCAGGUCGCUGUUCUUGAAAACCCUAGAUGAUCGGUUCAUCUUAAAAUCACUGUCCCCCAUCGAAACGCAGUCCUUCCUCAAGUUCGCGCCAAAUUACUUUCAGAUCAUGUCAGAGGCCUUCUUCCACGAGUUACCCUCGGUAAUCGCCAAGAUGUUCGGUUUCUACCAGAUCAUCGUUAAGAAUCCCUCGACGGGACUCGAAUACAACUGGUUCCUACUGGUAAUGGAGAACCUAUUCUAUGACCGGGUCCCCACGCGUAUCUUCGACUUGAAGGGAAGCAUGCGAAACCGCAAGAUGAACGCAACGGGCGAAAAGGGCGAAGUUUUGCUGGAUGAGAACAUGGUCGAGUUCAUUUACGAAUCACCCCUUUUUGCUCGCGAACAUAGCAAGAAACUUUUGAGGUCGUCCGUCCACAAUGACACUCUAUUCCUGGCGCGCCAAAAUGUCAUGGACUAUUCGCUAAUGGUCGCUAUCGACGAGAAUCGGAAAGAGCUUGUCGUGGGCAUCAUUGACUGUAUACGCACCUAUACAUGGGACAAGAAACUCGAAAGUUGGAUCAAAGAUCGUGGCCUUGUUCCGGUGCGUGGCGGAAACAAGAACAGACCGACAGUGACAUCUCCAAGGGAAUAUAAGAGAAGGUUUCGAGAGGCGAUGAAUCGGUAUGUUCUUGAAGCGCCAGAUUGUUGGCACCAAUUUAAGCCAGUGAGAGUUGAGAGGAGAUUGUUGGAAGGGAGAGGAGAGAAGGACGUUAGCGGCGGCGAUGGAGGGAGGGAUCAGGAUGGGGACAAAGAGAACGAGGUACAACUUUUAUCUUAG
This is a messenger RNA of Cladophialophora bantiana CBS 173.52, 7455 nucleotides long. RefSeq lists its product as uncharacterized. The record is from RefSeq and is a predicted model, not a curated record. Gene Ontology annotation, biological process: phosphatidylinositol phosphate biosynthetic process. The transcript has a single exon. Gene Ontology annotation, molecular function: 1-phosphatidylinositol-3-phosphate 5-kinase activity; ATP binding; metal ion binding. NCBI's taxonomy places the organism in Eukaryota, Fungi, Ascomycota, Eurotiomycetes, Chaetothyriales, Herpotrichiellaceae. Gene Ontology annotation, cellular component: fungal-type vacuole membrane; endosome membrane. Bases 1 to 7455 code for a protein of 2484 amino acids.